AUUUACCGCCAAAAUGUCUGAAUGACGACGUCAGCGCCACAUGACCAUAAAGGCUUGUUUACUUGCAAUGCUCUGUUUAUUUCUCUUUAAUGAGGGAAUAAUUAAUCCAUUUAAAUGCGACAAUCGUAAAUAAUGGGAACAAAAAUCUUGAAGGAUAUACAAAGUGAUAUAAAACUUUUGAUUACGGUGAUAACUGAUUUCGAAGAAAAUGAAGAAGGAUUUCAAAUUUGCGAACGUUUUGCUGUUUCCAACAUUAAACAUCAUCAAUAUCUUUCGGUUAACAGUCAUGCAACGAAACAAUCUAUUAACAAUAUUAUUACCAAAUUAUCCAUAUAUGGGAAAUUUAAAGAGGCUAAAAAGUUUCAAGAACUUGUUGAUUUCUUUCUAACUAGUUUUGAUUUCGACCAUCAUCCGCAGUAUGACUUACAAUGGUCUUUGCUGGCUUUGUUAUUAGAUUUAUCAUCUGAUAUCGACAAAGCAGAUUUGAAUAAUUUAAAAUCCUAUCAAGGAGAAUUUAAUUCGAAUGUCACUAUUGCAAGUGAAAAAGAUGCUAUUCAAGAGAUCGAUUGGGCACAUUAUUUGAAAGAAGGAGAAGAAGAUUUCUUUUGUGAUUUUAACAAUGACGAAAGUAGCGAUGAGUGGUCAGACGAUGCAGAAGUACCAAAUCUUUCUUGUGUUCCCUUUGAAACAACUCUGACAACUGUAGAUGGUAUAUUGUCUGCAGAAUCAAUAGGUGAUGCUAAAUAUGGGUCUGAUAUAGUAAUGCAGUCAUUAAUAGAAGAAGUUGAAUCAAGAAAAUGGUUGAUGUCAAAUGUCCAAAAUACAUGGUGGAACGAAUCGAUAAUUUAUAAAUAUCCUGUUAACAGCAAAUAUCCUGAUGCACAUUUUUGUCAAAUUUGGCAUGAAACAGUUUAUAAGGAUUUAUCUGAUGUUAUUCUACUUAAUGAAUACCAAGUGUGUAAAGAAAUAUUGUGGAUGUUCCAUGUUCAGACACAGAUGACUAUAUUUAAGCAAGAAAAUGAAUUUUUAUUUCACAUUCGUCCUAAUGUAUCUAUACCAAGUUUAACUACUGUUGCUUUUCAAAAUAUGUUAUCUCCAUUUUGUGAAUAUUUAUCUAUGAUACACGAUAUAGAACAAUUCGACAAAGAAUUAUUGAGCACAGAUAUAAGUUACAUAGGAUAUAAAAAACCACCAUUUAUAUAUGAAGCAUAUAAUGCUGCGAUCAAAGAAAAACUCUUAAGUUUUAGAAUGGAGAUUAUAAACAUAGAGAAAGAUAUUACAGCACAAGCUAGUAGCCAAACGCUUUUGUCUUUAUUAGCCCGUCUAAAAAAGCCUUUAAAAAGAAUAAAAAUAUUGCACCAAGUUCAUAAAAUAUCUGUAUCCAACUGGAAAUUAUCAUCUAAUUGGAAUUGUGCUUCCAAAUUACUUUCAAAUUUGCUAUUGGAAAUAACAAAUUCUCACUGUCAAGAAAAGACAAAUAUAUGUAUUAAUUUAUAUCUGUCUACUAUUCCUGUAUAUUUGAAUAUUAUUGAUACAUUAUUAGGUGAAGGACGUUUAGAAGAUUGGAGAGACGAAUUUAUAAUAGAAAAAAUUUCAGAUGAAAAAGUUGCAAAAAAUAAAGACCAGUGUGUAAAAUUUCUGACAAGACCUUUGGAUGAUAUUUGUUUAAAAGAUAAUAUUAUGCAUUUACUAAUUAGCAAGGUACAACAUAUUGGACACAGUAUUGACUUACUUGUCUCGUUAAAUCGUAUCACGGAAAUGUGGAAUCAAAAAAUGAAAUCUGAUGAAGAGAGAAUUUCUCUAAAGGAUGAAUUUUAUACCUUAUUAUUGUCUGAAAUAUGCAAAUAUACAACUCAAUCAGAAGAAUUAAUUGAUAUUUCACCAUCAGAAGUAGAUGGAAUUUCGUUUAUUUCAGAGUAUGAUGAAGACUUAGAAAAGAAUAUAAUACAACAAUUAUCAACAAUGAAUAAUCCGUUUUUAAUGAAAGCCUUUAAAGAUUAUAUACCACCAACUUUAUAUGGACAAGAUAUAGUAGAUGGUAGCAAGUGUAUAUCUGCUAACUCUUGUAAUAAACGUAGAAAUAAAUUGUUUAAUAGGUACUGUAUUAUCAAAUUUUUAUAUUUAUUCAAUCUAUAUAAUAAAAAUAUAUGUGAUUAUAGAUUACAGAAAGUUGCAGAACAUGCGUUGCCAUUAAAGAAAAUUUUAGAAAAAGUAUUGUCUGAAAUUUUAGAUUUACGCUACAGUAGUGCAACUAAGUUAGUAAAAAAUAUAAUGAUGCAGGAAUAUAAAUUAGAAGCACAUUUAAGAUUAAUGAGAUCCGUUUAUAUGAUGGAGGCUGGCCAUAUUAUGAAUAAAUUUUAUCAGAUAUUAUUUCAUGAGAUAGAAACCAAUCAAAUGUGGAAUAAUUCAUAUUUUUUAUCAUGCAUAUUAGAAGAAAUACUUUCUCAACAAUGGCCAGAUUCUAGUUCACAUUGGUCUAUUAUAGUAAAAGAUGUUAGUACGCAUCAAGUGGUACAGGCUGUAGAUAGUAUAACACUGUAUUAUGCAACAGGAUGGCCCAUAAAUAUUAUCUUAAAUGAAGACAUUUUAAUUAAGUAUAACGAAAUAUUUCGAUUUCAAUUGAAAUUAAAGUGGGCCUUAUGGACGUUAAAUAAUUUGAAAUUCGUGGAUCUGGAAGGUUUAAAGUCACUACAUGCUAAAAACAAUAUCGAACACUUCCAAAUAAGACGUCUUGAGAGUUUACGUUUUUGGUUAUUGCAUGCUAUAGGAUCGAUUCAUGCUUAUCUAUCAGGACAAGUAUUGCAAAGUUUAGGAUUCAUGUUCGAUCAAUCUUUAACUCAAGCUGAUAGUCUCGAUAGAGUUAUAUCUGUCCACAGAGAAUAUUUAGAUAAAGUUCACAAGCAUUGUUUGUUAACGGAAGAAUUUGAAGAUCUAAUGACGACUGUUAACAAUUUAGUUGAAAUGUGUGUUCAUAUCCGAGGCUGUUGGGACUAUAAGAAACUAUUACAUACUGUAACAGAGUUAAGUUUAAUGGAAAACAGUUAUAUAAAAUACCAUACAUAUCUUGCAUUGACUUUACAUAACACGGUCCAGCAUAAAGAUGCAGAUUAUCUGGUGGGAUUAAGUUCAGCCUUUAACUGCAGUAUGCCAAGCAUAUAAAAUAUUAAUGUAUCAUAAGAUUUGUUUAUAGAUGUCAUUCUCUCAUCGUCAAAAACUAUCGUAUAAGUUUUUAAAUUACAUCAUUAAUGUAAUUACGAUAUCAUCUUUCUUCCAUUACAUAUACUUUUGUUUUAUAUCAGUCUUCAGAUGUAAAUUAUUUCGGAUAGGAAAAAGAAAAGAAAAAAGACAAAGUAUUACACUGUAUGUACAAUGUACAGUGUGGAAAAAUU
Messenger RNA from Vespa mandarinia (Asian giant hornet), 3389 nucleotides. It is a transcript of the gene Grip128, whose product is annotated as gamma-tubulin complex component 5. Gene Ontology annotation, biological process: cytoplasmic microtubule organization; mitotic cell cycle; spindle assembly. NCBI's taxonomy places the organism in Eukaryota, Metazoa, Arthropoda, Insecta, Hymenoptera, Vespidae. Gene Ontology annotation, molecular function: microtubule minus-end binding; gamma-tubulin binding. The record is from RefSeq and is a predicted model, not a curated record. Gene Ontology annotation, cellular component: gamma-tubulin complex; spindle pole; microtubule organizing center.